Messenger RNA from Perca flavescens (yellow perch), 6836 nucleotides. It is a transcript of the gene fbxo41, whose product is annotated as F-box protein 41. Gene Ontology annotation, molecular function: protein binding. The coding region runs from base 361 to 2871 and encodes 836 amino acids. The transcript is spliced from 14 exons. NCBI's taxonomy places the organism in Eukaryota, Metazoa, Chordata, Actinopteri, Perciformes, Percidae. The record is from RefSeq and is a predicted model, not a curated record.
CAGGCCUGCUGCUCUCUGCUGCAGAGAGAGGCUGUGUGACGUCAGCGAAGGCUGGAACGGUUCCUUGGUUGAAGCGGAAAAAAAAUGGGGAGAAGAUUGCGAGGACCUCAGGCAGGGGAACAAUGACAGAUGAAGUAAAAAGACCAAUUGAAUGUUGCCACUAUGUGUGCUCAUGUGACUGAGCUGGGCUCUUCCAUAGGACAUGGGAUCUCUCUUCCUCCUACCGACUUGCCGUUGUCACCCUGUUGCCAUGUUUUCACCAUGAGAGGAUCUGUCACAUGCUUGACCUCUGUGCCCUCAUACUGGCGCUACCGUUGUGCCGCAUGAGUGCCCCCUCUCCUCCUGCAGUUACUGCACGGAAUGGCCUCUCUGGACCUGCCAUACCGCUGUCCUCGCUGCGGGGAGCACAAGCGCUUCCGAAGCCUGUCGUCCUUACGUGCCCACCUGGAGUACAACCACACGUACGAGACCCUCUACGUCCUCUCCAAAUCCAACAGUGUAUGUGACGCUGCUGCUCUGCUGCCGCUAGUGGCUGAGGGAGCUAUCCUCGCACCUGCCAACAACAACGACCCUUUUGAGCCCCUGCGGCCUUCAGCUUUAAAGGAGCGGCACUUCCCUUGUCGUGAGCUUCCUUGUGCGGACGACCUGAGUUUGACCCCGGCUAACUCCAACACUGCAGCCCGGUAUAUUCCCAAUGUGGAGUUUCCCCUGGGGGAGAUUUUUAUGAAAAAAGCCAUGACAUCCGCAGACCCGGGUCCCCAUGGAAACCCCAGCACAGCUGUAGCAGUGGCAGCUAAUGUAGCGGCGAGUGCAGUAGAGGCGGCCUACGAAGAGGGCCUGGCCAGGCUGAAGGCUAGGGCGUUUGAACGGCUGGAGCUGGAUGAAAGGCUGGAGAAGCUGUCUGAAGAGGUGGAGCAGAAAAUAGCGGCCCGCGUCGGUCGUCUUCAGUCAGAGCUGGAGAGGAAGAGCUCGGAGCUGGAGCGGGCCAAGCUGGAGAGCGAACGGCUGAGCCAGGAGAAGCAAGACCUGGAGGACAAGGCCUCGGAGCUCUCUCGGCAGGUGGACGUCUCUGUGGAAAUGCUAGCCAACCUCAAACAGGAUCUAGUGAACAAGGAGCAGGAGCUCAAUCACAAACAACAGGAAGUCGCCCAGAUUGAUCAGUUCCUUCAGGAGACGGCAGCACGUGAAGCCAAUGCCAAGGUGCGGCUACAGCAGUUCAUCGAGGAGCUGCUGGACCGAGCAGACCGCGCCGAAAAACAGCUGCAGAUCAUCAGCAGCUGUGGCACCACGCCGAACGGCAGCCUGGGGCGCUGCAGCCUGCAGGCCUCAAAGGGCAAUGGACGCCAGAGAAACUCCAGCAACUCUGGGAGCACAAGAGGCAUGUACCAAGUGUCGGAACGACGUUCGUCCCCCAGCACAGGAGCAUCAGGGCGGAUCAAGUCUGUCUCACAGGGCUCUGGAGGUUACGACAGUGACAGCGUGGAGAUGCAUCCCAUGGAGGACUGUCCCGAGGCUCAGUUCUAUCAAAUGCAGUGCCGGCUGGGUGAGGGGGGUUACGAGCGCUCCCCUGGGUGUGGCGGUGGUGGAUCGCGGAACUGGGGUCUUCGUAAACAGGCUAUCCAGAACUGGCAGCGGCGACCCUACAGGAACAGCACUGAAGGCGAGGAAGGAGACAUAUCGGACGUGGGUUCCAGGACCACCGAGUCUGAGGUGGAGAUGUGGGAACAAGAGAGGAGAGCUGUGGCGGAAGUUCAGCAGUCUGCCCCUCCAUAUUCUCACCACGGCAGGGCAGGAUAUCGCCCUAACACAGGUCGGUCUGAUGGAGUUUACAACAAGCCAUGCCGACAUGAAAAGAGCCCGUCUAAAUCCAACGAGGUUAUCAGUCCAGAAAUUCUGAAGAUGCGUGCAGCUCUCUUCUGUAUCUUCACCUACCUGGAUACUAAAACCCUGCUGAGAGCCGCUGAGGUCUGCCGUGACUGGAAGUUUGUGGCUCGUCACCCAGCUGUGUGGACCAGAGUGCUGCUAGAGAACGCUCGCAUUUCCUCCAAGUUCCUGAGCACAUUGUCUCAGUGGUGCACUCAGACGCAUUCCCUCAUCCUCCAAAACCUCAAACCAAGACAGCGGGGCAAGAAGGAAACCAAGGAGGAGUACCUUAAAACCACACGUGGCUGUCUGGAGGAAGGUCUGGAGGCGUUGUUAAAGGCCACAGGAAGUAACCUGCUGAUACUGAAGAUUUCACACUGCCCCAACCUGCUGACCGAUCGCUCCCUCUGGCUGGCCAGCUGCUACUGCCGAGCUCUGCAGGCUGUGACCUACAGAAGUGCCACAGAUCCAGUUGGCCAGGAGGUGAUCUGGGCCCUUGGAGCAGGUUGUAGAGACAUCAUCUCCCUACAGGUGGCGCCGCUACACCCAUGCCAACAACCUGCCCGUUUCAGUAACCGAUGCCUGCAGACGAUCGGAAGAUGUUGGCCGCACCUCCGUGCCCUUGGUGUGGGCGGGGCUGGAUGUGGCAUUCAGGGGCUGGCCUCUCUCUCGAGGAACUGCAUGCGCCUGCAGGUGCUGGAGUUGGAUCAUGUGAGUGAGAUCAACCAGGAGGUGGCAGCAGAGGUUUGCAGAGAGGGCUUGAAAGGUCUGGAGAUGCUGGUGCUCACCUCCACACCAGUCACCCCCAAAGCCCUGCUCCACUUCAACAGUGUUUGCCGCAACCUGAAGUCUGUCGUGGUUCAGAUUGGUAUAGAAGACUACUUUGAGGACCCCAACAGCCCUGAAGCUAGAAAACUGUUUGAUGAGAUGGUUAAUAAGCUUCAGGCUCUGAAGAAGAGACCCGGCUUCUCCAAAAUCCUACACGUAAAAGCAGACAGUCUCUGCUAACAUCUUGUGUGCAGAUUUUUCAAGUCUUGUAGAGGGGCCAUCUUGGCUCCAGUCAAUCAAAAAGACCCAGCUGUUUUGAGCCCGCUCCACUGGGUUUGAAUACGUCUGCAGAAACAACAGAUGAUCGCCACGGUGAACCAGAACCAAGGCUCAAUGUGCAUACUCCACAAGUACAAACAAAAAAAACUCAUUCACUAUUCCAGUAAGGGGAAAUCAAUAUCGCCUUCAUGUUUCAUUAUGAUUAAAAGGGGAGGCUUAUUUGGACAAACAAUGGCAGUAUAUAUAUAUAUGCAUAUAUACCGGUAUAUAUACAUAUCAAAUAAGACAACAAAACUGUCAGAUUCCUCUUCCUCAUUUUCUGCUUUCACCGUACAAAUGGAUUGUGUCGUCGUACAGAGCCAAAUUCCUUUCUUGAAACGGCCGGAGCCAGGUGACAGCACUGUAUUUAACUGUCUGCAUCUCCGCAAUGCUUGACAUAUACUCAAGACUACCUUCAACACUGACAGCUCGUGGGCAGGAACACAUUAUAAAGAGUGCAUACUUUCCACAGGAAGUACAUGGAAUUGUGGCAGGAGUAAGAAAGUACAGAUAAAUUGAUUUCCCCAAGCGAUUUUGAGUUCUUAAGAGUCUCGAGAAAGGAGCUUUAUGUUUGUGUGUGUGUGUGUGUCGAGGAUUCAAUAAAUGGUUUUCCAGCUUGCCUGCCCCGCACUGCACUGUGUGUUGAAACUGUACAACUUUCAACACGUUCUGCUUUCACCCAGGACAGAAACAUGCUGCACCAGCUCCAGGCACAGUGGAGAGAGCAAGGACAGCCUCACUGUAACACACAGACCUUGACAGUCUUCUUAGCCAAUUGCAUGGCAGCGAUGCAUUUACCCUCUUCUACCAUCUUCUCUGCUUCCCGUAUGUGAACAGCGUCAUAUCACAAACCUGGACUCAGUGUUUCUUUGAUAGUUGUAUUUCUCUCAAAAACUGGUGCCAUUUGUAACAGUGUGUGUCCUCAUUCCAGUGAGCGUUUUCUCCAAUGUGCCAUUAAUGAGGGAAGAGGGACCAUGUACAGUAAGGCAGAUGUUUAACCUCUUCAAAUCAAAUGUAACUUGUUGGAAUUUGAUUUGAGUCUAAGCAGCUCUUACUGACCAUAAGGGUGUUGCGUUUCAUAUGGAACAUGGUUUCCAGGUGUAUACAGGUGUUUAGGUGUUUAUAUAUGAUGUGACUUUCAUACUUUACCAUACUAAUAACAGUGCCAUUCCUAUUAAUAGUGCUCAUCAUGGCCGAGGCCCUGAUCAAUCCUGAUUUAUAUUUUUUAUCUGACAUCCUCUGGCUCCCUCUGCUGGUUUUUCCCAAGGAUUUACACAGCCAACAGCCAGCUGGUGUGAUAUGUACUCUUUGCAGCAAGGAACAUGUAUCACCUUUACUAUUUUGCAGAACUCACAGUCUUUAGUAUCACCUUCAAAUUAGGGAUUUGAUUUGAUUCAAUCCAUGGCUACAAUUAAGUUAAACCUACAUUGCAGAAAUUCUCAAGAAGUAUGGGUAGCAAUACUUACAGUCCUGUACACUCCUCUGCUGCAGAUAACUUAAAGGGAGUGUUCCAACUAUUUUACACAUCAAGAUUAGUUUAUUAUUCAUAAGGAGUACUACUCAGUCUGUAAAAAAAAACAGUUGUAUAAUGUCUUCGAGCUCUGGAGGAGUCAAGUCUGAGAAAAUAACCCUCAUAACGCUUAUCUCAGCUUGGAAACUACAAAUUUAUAGCACAGAAAGCUGAAGAAGAAAAAGAAAAGACUAUUUAUGGGAAUUUUUGGAGCUUGACUAGGGACCAAAAGUCAUGAUUUUUCUGACUUUGCUGCAUUGUUUUAUUUUCUCUUGCGAGUCCACAAACAUUAUAAAAGUGCAAUACUAAAUCACUGGAGCUCCUAUUAGCCACCUAAUAUCACUUCACUUCAAAGAAAUUGUGCACACAGUUUUGAAACAGGUUGUAAAAUGAUUUACACAUCUGGCGGAACAUCACGUCUCUUUCCUUGCAACACGUUUACCGCAGGUUGCUUAACAAGUUGUUCAUUUAACCUUGCACACCACAUUUGUCUUUACAACACACGUUUGUGAGCGGAGUGUGCAACAGAGCACAGUGACAGUUUCCAGGAAGGCUGAGCAGGGGCCUGUCACAGGGGGCUCUUAAAAAUUCAAAAAGUCACUGACGCAGAGAGCUGUGAGCUGAUGUUUUUUGGGGUUCUCUGCUUUAUUGUCAAAAAAUGUUUGUGAGGACUAGUGUAGCUGCCUAUUGUAGUAAUGAUGUUCCAGGUGAAUGUGUGAGACCGGUUGUCGGUGUCCAUUCCUUCGUGUUCUUCCAGUACUGCAUAUUAUUAUCCUACACUGGUACUGAUUCGAUCGAGGGAAGUCGGUUUGUGGGAAAGGUGUAAAAACUUGGCUGACACAAUAGAGAAAACACAAAGCACUUGUUUAUUUUAAGUUUUAGACAAUCCUGCCUUCGCUAUCAGCUACUCUGUACAUAAUGUUUGUAAAAAAAACAAAAACAAGAAGAAAAAAAGGACCAACAUUUGAUGUUAUAUAAUAUUAAGGUCAUACUUAUGAGUGGAAAAAGUUGAAGUUUACAGGUCUUCAUUCUGUAAGCAUUUUUUCCCCAAAGUUGAAUGAAAGAUAAACAUAGAGAAUUAUAUUAUGUAUACUAGUAGUGUUGAAAUGCAGUUGUGUAUUAGAUACUUUAUAUUAAAUGUGCAUCAGAGUCAUAUAGAGAUGGAAAUUAUAUAAGAGGAUAAAGAUGAUAAUUCAGCUAUUUAUUUCUAUAAAAAAGAGCGAUGUGUAUAAUGUUGGCAUGUUUGUGUUCAAGCAUCAAUCAUUAAGUUGCCUUCUUAACUGUUCUGCUACUGUGACAAGAAAAUUAUUAGAUGUUUAAAGAGCUUUGAUUGCCUGCAGGUUAAUAACGUUUCUCUUUAUUUGAUUCAGUCUGUUGUUGCACUAGUGAGAAAAAAAAAAAGAUAUUUCAGAUGUUUAUUAUAAGAGUGUUGUUUUUAAUGUUCAGCUAUUUCUCAGUAUUUGACAAAAUAUGAUGCACUUUUUUUCCUGAACACUUUUAUCGGCCCGUUGGUCAUUGGUUUAGUCAGAAACGACGCUGGUUUCUGUCAGCGGGAUGCCUGGCGGCGCCUGCUGUUGUGGUAUGAAACCGAUCGGUUUCAUCCGAUCGGUUUCAUGGGAGGAAGAUUUUGGAAAUACAGCGAUUACAUAUAAACUUGACUGAACAGAAGUACAGUUUCUCUUACACCAUCUCUCAUAUCUCAUCAGUUGGGAAGUUAAAGAUUGAAACUGAUUCAACUACAUUCAAGUGCUUUUUCGGUUUCAUUGCCAAUAUGACCUUAUGCUCACCUUUGUCUUUGUUUUCGUUUUGCAUUAUACUGUAGAUUUCACACUCAUACAUUUGCUCCAUCGUGAAAAUGGACCUGCUAAACAUGUAAACUGCAGAUUAGAGGUGCCAAGAAUAAUUUUUGGCUUACAUCUCAAUUCUCUGCCUCUCCAAAUAUAAAGCAGAAUCAUUUCUAAUCUAUUCAUUUUGAUUCAGAAGCUGAAGCAUCACUUAUAAACCAAGGUGCUUCCUCAUGUUUAUUUCAUCAUUUCAUAAUUCAAAUCAAGUCGUAUUCCUCUUCUGUUGCAGUUCCAUAUCAUGUAUCAUACUGUGCAAUUUAAAAAACAGUGUCUGAGUGCUCAUGUACCUCUCUGUACAUAUCUUAUGUAUGAAUGAUUGUACUCUGCCCAUUCAUCUGAAUAGUAUUUUACACAUUACCUCAACACUUAUCUGGGCAAUUAAGUGUGCAGUUUGUCUUUGUAAUCUUUUUUCAUUUCUGACUGUCAUAGACAGGUAUGCCAAUUGACCCAUGAACUUCAUCCAUGUUGCUAUAACGACAAAAUAGAUUCUGUCGCUAAAAAAAAAAACGUUCCCAAAAGAUGAUCAGCCUUCU